Molecule: messenger RNA, 2559 nt
Organism: Didymodactylos carnosus
Lineage: Eukaryota; Metazoa; Rotifera; Eurotatoria; Philodinida; Philodinidae
Source: the annotation of a GenBank genome assembly
AUGUUACAAUGCGUUUACCAACAGCUGCCGUUGGACAGAAAUGAAGCAUCAAAUGUUAUUGAUCAAAUACCUGAUGUCAAUCAGUCGUCCAGUUAUGAUGACUACGAAGAAGGUGUCAAUAAUUUAGGUGUAGUUAGUGACAUUAAUGACGAGGAUUACAGAGAAGGUAUGACGAUAGAACAAUCUGGCGUUAAUUUACAUAGCUAUCGAAGUAAUGAAGAUGAUAGUAAAAUGGUUGUAGAUCCACCACGUUUACAUCAUUAUACAAAUGUUCGUACCCACGACGCAAUAGACACAUUAUUAUGUUGGUUACGUGCUUCAAAAGUGUGUAAAUUCCAUGAUGAUGGAAUUGUAAAAAUUAUCAGAAGCUGGCUACCAGUCCCAAAUAACUUACCGUCAACGUUGGAAGGAUUAUUAUCCUCUGGUAAUAGUGGUGGAUUAAGUGAUAUUCCAUUUGGUCAUACAUAUCAAGAAUUAUUAAAAAAAUUCUCCUCACAAAAUUUACUUAGUUUCAUUCUGCAUUUGGAUGAUAUAGGUUUAUGUAAAUCGACCAAAUUAAAAAUGUGGUUGUUAAGUACUUCUAUUAUUGAACUACCACCACGAUUACGUUAUCGUCGACAUAAUAUGCUAGUUGUAUCAAUAUGGAUUGGACACAAAGGUCCAAAUAUUCGCAUGUGGUUGGGUUAUAAUAUCCCUGGACGUAACAAACGACAGUAUCCGUAUGAAAAACCAUUGAAUCUUCGUGAUUCAAAAACGUUUACAUCAAAUUCCAAAAAAGCUGAAUCCGAUAGCAAAAAUGUAUUUGGUCAUUUGAGGAAAAGUAUUUUGGAACUUAUACUUGAUGUUCCACUUUCAACAUCAAUUUUAAUCGAUUUUCAACAUGUUACAUUAUUACGUCAUUUUCGAGGUGCUGUGACACAAAUAAGCAUUUUGUUAACACCGGCUUUACAUUUUUUAUAUAUCAAAGCAACAGAAUUACGUAAUUUAUUAUUGUAUGGAUUUUUACCACGUUUUUAUUCAAUAUUGGAAAUUGAUCGAGUUGCGCAUAUGGCUCUUUCUAUCUGUGGUAUUCGUUUAAUUCAUAGUCAUCCCACAUUCGGCCAACGAACAAGUGCUAUCGCAAAUGAACUUUUAACAAUAUUCUAUCGUUACCAUUCUAAGUUCUUUGAACAUUUACAAAAUUUUGUUCUUCACUUACAUGCACAUUAUGCGGAGAUGUUUGAUUUAAAUGGUGCAUUAUGUUACGUUAACACAUUUACACAAGAAGAUCUUAUUGGUUAUGUUGCAUCAAAUAAACAUGGCACUCGUUAUUUUGGUGAUCUUAUUGUUUAUUAUUAUAAUAUUGAUAUAGCCUUAAGCAAUUCAACCGAUCGUCAAAAUACAUCACCAGAUGGACCACAUGAUCCAUGUACUGAUGUUGAAAGUUAUGAAAUCGAUGCUUUGCAAACAUAUCAUCGGCGUGUUUGUAAUUGUACAUUAAUUCGUCGAUGUAUUUGUACAUAUCGCCGAUGUAUUUUGAAUCAACAAAUGUUUCACUCAACAUUUUAUCAGAGAUGUACAACGUCAAUAAGUUAUUUUGUUCAAUUACCUGAUGAUUCUGCAACAAACAAUAAGUUUAUGUUUGGCCGAAUUCAAGUAUUUUUCAAACAUAAAGAAGAAACAUAUGCACUCAUUCAAAAAUUUUCACAAAAAAGUUUGUUUAGUGAUUAUUUUAAAAAUUCCCAAUAUUAUGAACUAUUACGUGAACCAUUAGAUACAUUUUUCUUUGUAUUAGAAAAAUGUCCGUAUUAUUACAUCUUUUCUUAUUCAAUGGCUUCAAAAACAACAGAAAAAAAAGAAAAACCGACAGUUGGUAUGUUGGAUAUUGAAACUAUUAUCUUAUCCAGCUUAAAAUAUUUUAUUCAUUAUUUAUUUCAGAAACCAGUCAGACUGGCACAAUUGUGUGAUCCAAACCGAGAAAAUUUGGUUUUAUUAAAUGUUUGGAUUGGUAGUUUAAAAAAGCAUACAAUAUUAAAAAAUAGUGAACUACAAUCAAUAAAUCAAGAUAAAACACAAGUAAAAUGUAUCAUUAAUCAACAACGCUUAGUUGACAAUGUAAAAUAUUAUGGUGUUGAUGUAUCAAGUCUAAAUGAUAAUAUUGAUGUUGAUGGAUACGAGAAGAAGAAGAAUUUGAUGACGCAAAAAAUGGAAGCCGUUAGCUGGACAAGCCGACCAGUUAAUCGUAAUUUAAAUUAUAAUUAUUUUCCAGUUCCUUCUCGUCAAUAUCCGUUACUUGUUAAUUCACCGAGUAACUCUCCUUUGUGUCGACCUCGAGAAGACUCCGAUAAUGAUGAUCAUACUAAAGAUUUUGAUAAUGAUCCAACGGUUCGGACGGUGGAAUAUCGGAAGUCAAAACGGGACAGAUUUCCUAAUAAUGGCAAUGCGAGUAAUUAUCGACAAAAGUCGAUUGGUGUCAAUGUGUUGAGUAAUCAACAAAAAAAUCGCUCUGAUCUCGUUCGUUCAUCUUGUUCACCUCAAUCGAAAUUGUCUCAACAUUCGCAGUAUAACGCUCAACAGUGA